AUGGCGACUGAAAAGCCAGAUAAGCUGGCGGUCCACGUUAGAUCGGUCGAUAUGACUGAGGAUAUGCAGCAAGAGGCUAUUGAAGUUGCAACGGAAGCUAUGGAGAAAUUCCACAUGGAGAAGGACAUCGCACAACACAUCAAAAAAGAGUUCGACUCACGCAAAGGCGCUACAUGGCACUGCAUAGUCGGCCGCAACUUUGGCAGUUUCGUAACUCACGACAUCCAGUCAAGACUUGACGGAUACGAAAAUGUUCGAGCACAAUGCGGAAACGCAUACUGCAGAAGCUGGGAUGCACAUUGCGAGACGAGAUGGCCUUUUUUCACAAUCUGCUUUAUUGGAAUAGCGAAAUGGAAAUACCUCCCCAACAUAAUGUCCACCAUCGCAAAAGCAGUCUACAAUCUCCCACUGAGCUGGUCCAAUACCGUCGUGGGAUAUCUGACUUCCUUCCCUCCCGACUCGGAUGCACUACAUCUGGUACCAUUCGAAUUCGACGAAAUCAGACUCUCCCGUUGGGAAGCCUCUUUUCGCGCUAUUGCAUCUUACCAGCAACGAAAAGAACAAGAAAAAGGGCAAUUUCCGAUCAGAAUCUUCUUCGGCGCAAAUGACCAUUGGGUCGACAAUGAGCUUCGCGACGCAUUUAUAUAUCAAUAUUGUGACGCCAGCGGACCCCUGGCGUUCGGCAAAGAAGCGCUAGACCUCAAGGCGAGGAUUGAUCCGAGUAGAGAUGGGGAUGAGGGGAGUGUGGUGAUUCCGCAUGAUUUUUCGAUUGGGCAUAGUGAGCAUGUGGUUCCUUAUGUGGCCGAGUACGUACAGGAAAUCAUCGGCAACAAGAUAUAG
Messenger RNA from Talaromyces amestolkiae, 840 nucleotides. RefSeq lists its product as uncharacterized. The record is from RefSeq and is a predicted model, not a curated record. Gene Ontology annotation, cellular component: cytoplasmic dynein complex. NCBI's taxonomy places the organism in Eukaryota, Fungi, Ascomycota, Eurotiomycetes, Eurotiales, Trichocomaceae. The transcript has 12 exons. The coding region runs from base 1 to 840 and encodes 279 amino acids. Gene Ontology annotation, biological process: microtubule-based process; cilium assembly. Gene Ontology annotation, molecular function: dynein intermediate chain binding; dynein light intermediate chain binding.